AUGACGAUAUUUGGAUUUUUAUGGAAUUUAUUUUUCGGAAUCAUAGGACCUGGAAUCACGUUAAUCUCUCCGAAACUUUAUCUCCAUGCCGAGUUAUUCGAAAAUUGGACUUAUAGCGAACCAUUUCACAUACCUUGCGGCGAAGCUAUCAAUAUAAAAACAUCACGAUUUUUAAAUUUAACGUCACAAACCAACGGUGGCGCUAUUGAAUUUUCAUGUAAUAGUUUAAUCAUUCAAGUUCAUAAUUCAAUCUUUUCUCGUUGCCAUACAGCCUUAAAUGGUGGCUGCAUUUUAAUUGCUACAUGCAAAUCUUCCGCAAUUGUUGGAUCUUGCUUUUCAUUUUCAUCAGCAUGCGGAAAAUUUCAAGUAAUGGAAUGCAGUGUAGCAUCGAAAUUCGCAUUUAAUACAUCAGCCAUAUAUUCUAACGGUUUUUCAAAUACGCCUUCGUCAAAAGUUGCUGAAUCAACUGUCUCAGAUAUGAUGACUGCUACAGGCGGUGUACAGAGGAUUUCAUUGAUAAAUUCAACGCACAAUAGAGUCAAAGGUGGCACAGCAGGACUCUCCUUUAAUAAACCAGAGCAAGGAUACUAUAAAUUCAUAAAUCUUCUUUACAACGCAGGCGGAUAUGCCCUUGAAAGAAACGGUAAGUCAACGAUAGAUGAUUCAUUACAAUUUAUGAAUUGCUUCCAUCACUACUCACGAAUUGGAACUUUAUACAUGAAUAUUUUUUCCAAAUACAUCUACUUGAAUUUCUUUAAUUGCACAUACAACCCAUUUAUAGUUACAGUUGAAAAUUCUGUUACAAUGUUCGAGUAUUGCACUUUCGAUGUUGUUAAUACUGAUUUACGAGUUGUUGCUACAAAUGGACAGCGUUCAAGCCGUUUCUUCCAAAUGAAACACUGUGACUACAAUGUAAACAGAUUUACUCAUUUACCAUUUAGUACUAAUACAACAAUCGAUUGUUUUCCAGGAAUUUAUGAAAUUCGUUUAGGAAUUCCUCGAAAGAUUUUGUUCUAUAUACAAGAUAAACCACAUUACAUAGGUGCCGCGCUUAUUGUAGUCUUCGCAAUUGUUGUUUUCAUUGGGGUUUACCGCUCCAAAAAAUUCAUACCAUCUACACCUGUCGCAUUUAUCGAACAAAAGUAA
Molecule: messenger RNA, 1146 nt
Organism: Trichomonas vaginalis G3
Lineage: Eukaryota; Parabasalia; Trichomonadida; Trichomonadidae
Exons: 1
Coding region: 1-1146 (381 amino acids)
Source: RefSeq, a predicted model, not a curated record